UUCUAGAAUUUGGUAUAAAUGGAAGCACUCGCCUUCAGUCUCAUCGCAGUCUUUCUCCAUUAACAUGACAUUUAAGGUAUUUGCACUGGCCGCUCUUGUGGUCGUCGCUAUCGCUCGUCCUGAUAGCCCACCUAGAUAUGGCUACUCUGCUCCCACACCUUCUUACGCACCUGCCAAGUACGACUUCAACUACGCCGUUAACGACCAGCCAUCAGGCAACGACUUCGGACAUCAGGAAGCCCGUGAUGGAGACAACACACAGGGAUCCUACUACGUUCUUCUUCCUGAUGGUCGUCUGCAGAGGGUCACCUACAAUGUGAAUGGAGAUUCCGGUUACGUGGCUGAUGUUACCUACGAAGGAGAAGCUCGGUACCCCACCCCAAAGGCCUCCUAUGGUCCUCCUCAGCCUUCGUACAAGCCACCUACACCUUCCUAUGCUUAAGGAACGGUACCAAGAAUAUUUAUUGAACUCGUGUUUUUGUAAAUACUAGAUAUUAAACCAGCAAUCUUCA
Molecule: messenger RNA, 512 nt
Organism: Penaeus chinensis
Lineage: Eukaryota; Metazoa; Arthropoda; Malacostraca; Decapoda; Penaeidae
Product: pro-resilin-like
Exons: 2
Coding region: 65-442 (125 amino acids)
Cellular component (GO): extracellular matrix
Source: RefSeq, a predicted model, not a curated record